Plasmodium vinckei vinckei is the source of this 2001-nucleotide messenger RNA. Its product is annotated as autophagy protein 5, putative. Gene Ontology annotation, cellular component: phagophore assembly site membrane; Atg12-Atg5-Atg16 complex; cytoplasm. Gene Ontology annotation, biological process: cellular response to nitrogen starvation; C-terminal protein lipidation; autophagy of mitochondrion. The transcript has a single exon. Lineage: Eukaryota; Apicomplexa; Aconoidasida; Haemosporida; Plasmodiidae. The coding region runs from base 1 to 2001 and encodes 666 amino acids. The record is from RefSeq and is a predicted model, not a curated record.
AUGAAGGAAUAUAAUAAAAUAUUAUCUUUAGAAAAACCAGAUAUUGAUCAAAUAAAUAAUAAUAUAGAGAAUAGCAAGUUAGUCUUAUGUAUAUGUAUCAGCGAGAAUGAAUCAGUAUCCUUAAUACCACCAUCUUAUUAUUAUAUACAGGCUCAUAGGUAUAUGUAUUUAUCUAAUAUAAUCCCAAAAUGCUUAGAAUAUUUUAAAUCAUAUAUUUUGCCUUUUUAUGGUAACCAAUUUGGAGUAUAUUUUGAAUGCAUAGGGAAAAAUGGGAAAAAAAAAAAAACCAAACAAAUAAAUAGUAACGAUAAUGUAUAUAACACCGAUUCGAAUAUAAACAAAAAUGAUGAUAUAAAUAAUUUUGAUGAUUAUAUAAGUGAAGAGAAAAUAAUACUUGAUUGGCGAUUGCCUAUAGGAGUAUUGUUUGAUAUAUAUUGUGAUAUCGAUGAUGAAGAUGAUUAUUUUAUGAACAGUCAGGUAAAAACAACUAAAAAUUGGAAAUUUUGCUCAAAUAAUGAAUUAUUUUAUGAACAUGUAAAUAUUUUAAAAGUACAAGAAGAUCAAAUAAAUGAUAGUAAUUUUAAAGAAUACAAAUCAAAUGAUGUAAAUGUUACAGACGUUUCUUUAGAUAAAGAUUUAGGAGAAUUUUCUACAAAUCGUAAUUCAAUAGAGAAUGAAAAUAAUGACAAUAUCACAACAAAUAUUUCUAAUAAUAAUCAAAAGGAUAGUGACAAAUGUAGUCAUAAUAAUCUGAACAACAUUAACGAAGAAGCUAGCCAUAAUACAUUAAUAAAAAAAAAAAAUAUAAUAAAUAAAAAAGAACAAGAUAUUAUAGAUUGUAAAUCGGAUGAAAAAUUAAAUGAAGUUAAAGAAAAGAAUUCUGACGAUGAAAAUUUAAAAUCAUAUCCCCACGAAUUAUUCAAACCUUUAUUGGAAUUUGAUGAUAGCAGAUCUAAUAGCAAUACAAAUGAAUAUAUAAACCCCAAAUGUGAUAAUUAUAAAUAUUAUAAUUUAAUUGGAAGAAAAGAAAUAAACGAUGAUUGGUAUGAAAAAAAAUUUAAGCAAAUAUCAUAUAAAAAUAUCCCAUGGAAAUUAUUACUAAACUUUAAAGGAAAAGAAGAAUAUUAUGCACACAUGAAAAAUCGAGAAAAAUUAAAUAAUAUAAACACUACUAAAUAUAACAGCUCAAUACCUUUAUAUAGAGGGGUUAAAGAUUUUGAAGAUUAUAUAAUAAAUGAAUUAAAAAAAUCAAAUUAUAUUUUAAAUAAAAAUAAUAGAUUAUUGCACACAUUGCCAAGAAAAACAGAAGAACAACUUUUACAAAAUUUAACUAAUUUUAAUGUAAAAAAAAUAUGUCCUUUAUAUAGAGAAUGUAUAGAUUAUAAUAUGAUAAUUUUUUUAGACAAUUUUUAUUCCGAAUAUAUUAAACCAUGGGAAAUGGAAAAUUCAAAAAAAAGUAAAUUUACUGAUAAGUUGGAUAAUGAAGAACGAGAAAAAGGAAUGAAUAAAAUUCGGAAUACUGAAAAAAUAAUUAAAGAAGCACCAAUUAUUAUACAUAUUUAUGGUCCACCAUACAAUAAAAUACAAACAAAAUUUCCUCUAUUUAAAAUUACAUAUUCUAAAUAUAAUGAAAAUCAGAUUGAAGAAAUUGUAGCAUAUACUUUAGGUGAUUUGCUGCAUGUCAAUUUCCCUACUUUUGUUAGGAAAAUUAAAAAAAACGAAAAAAAUGAUGACAAUACAAAUAGUGUAAAUUUAAAAAGAGAAUUUCCUGAAAAUAAAGAAGUGAGUUCAGAUGAUAACGACCAUAUAGACAACGUACCUUUAAAAGGUCAAAAUGUUUUUUAUCAUAUUGAGGAUGAAUAUAUAAUUUUUUGUCCUUACAUGUUCAUAAUAAUUAAUGGAAUACAAAUCCCAUUAAAAUCUCCUUUAUAUUGGCUUUUUUCAAACUUUUCAUAUUUUGAUAAUUUUCUUCAUAUUAUCUUACGCAUCCCUCCAUAUUAA